Messenger RNA from Xyrauchen texanus (razorback sucker), 16992 nucleotides. It is a transcript of the gene sspo, whose product is annotated as SCO-spondin. NCBI's taxonomy places the organism in Eukaryota, Metazoa, Chordata, Actinopteri, Cypriniformes, Catostomidae. Gene Ontology annotation, molecular function: protein binding. Gene Ontology annotation, cellular component: extracellular matrix. The record is from RefSeq and is a predicted model, not a curated record.
AUGAAGAUUUUACUUGUUUCUCUAUUAGGGCUGCAACUGGUUCUUGUAAUGGGGCACUGGUGUGAUCACACAGUAAAGGAGAAAGUGGAGAGGCUGAUCUCCCCCCGUCUGCAGCUCGAGGUGGACUGUUCCGAGGUAUAUCAGUACAACACUCAGGGCUGGAGGCUAGACGUGGACAGAAUGCGCCAUGAGCACGGGGGAGAUGAUGGCAUUGCGAUGUAUUACAAAAGACAGGGACCCAAAGCAUCCUGUUACUUAUUCAAACCUCCUGACAUUGAGACAGAGACAGUAAACAGGACAGUGAGGGAGUGUUGUGAAGGUUGGGGUGGACCGCACUGCUCACAGGGAGUGAGUGCCAGGGGUCUGUGUUUUUCCACCUGGACGUGUGAGGAGUUUCCCGGGGUUCAUAAUACAUCUCUCAUGUCACUGGAGCAGUGCUGCAGUAACCUUUGGGGUUUGAGCUGGAGAAAUGCAUCUGAUCAGACCUGCAUCUCCUGCACAUACACACUCCUGCAAGACGUCAGUUUCUCUCCUCUCAUUCGUGGUGGGCUGCUACGAGGCAUUCGGGACUCCCAGGCGUCGGCCACCUGUAUGAGCUGGGGUGGGGCGCACUACCGCACCUUUGACAGGAAACACUUCCACUUCCAAGGCAGCUGUACAUAUAUACUGGCAUCAUCCACUGACGGGACGUGGACUGUGUAUAUGAGUUCAGUAUGUGCUACUACUGGACACUGCAGCAAGGCUCUGCGGAUGAUGUUGGGACUUGGUUUGGUCUUCAUUCAUGAAGGCAACAUGACAGUUAAUGGUUUAGUGCUGCCGCAGGGGGAACCACUCUUCCAAAAUGGAGUAAGUGUUCACUGGCUGGGUGAUUUCGUGUUUGUGGAGAGCGGUUUGGGUGUAAGAGUAAAAUUCGACAUGGACAACACCAUCUACCUGACCGCUACCGCUGAACACCUGGCUACCACUAGGGUCUGCGGAGUAUAUAACAACAACCCAGAUGAUGACUUUACUACCAGCAGUGGAAGUGUGUCUCAGUACGCCGCCAGCUUUGGAAACUCAUGGCGUGUUCAAGAUUACCAGAGCCAGGUUUGUAGUGAUGCGGCGGAGUUGGGUCACAGCUGUGAUAUCUCCAAUGACGUCUCUCUACGUCGUAACGCAGAAGCAGCAUGUCAUCGCCUUAAAGAGAAUCCGUUCUCACACUGUCAUCACCAGGUGGAUCCUGGUCCGUAUAUAGACACAUGUCUUUAUCUGUUCUGCAGUCUGGAUGUGAACGAGAGAGACACGGCGGUGUGUGACACAUUAGCCAGCUAUGUGCGUGAGUGCGCGCAGCGACACAUCAUCAUCAGCUGGAGGGGGGCGGGGCUUUGUGAGCGUGUUUGUCCAAGCGAUCAGGUGUUCUCCGACUGCGUGUCGUCCUGCCCACCCUCCUGCUCGUCCCCUCUUCCUCCAGCGUCGAGUCAGUGUAGAGAGGAGUGUGUCGGGGGGUGCGAGUGUCCUCCAGGUCUCUACCUGCACGCGGGUCAGUGCCUGAGACGAGACGACUGUCCCUGCUUCCACAGACGCCACACCUACAGCGCAGGAGACACCAUCAAACAGAGGUGUAACACAUGUGUGUGUCAAGCGGGUCAGUGGGAAUGUUCUGGAGAGAAAUGUGAAGCUCAAUGCGCUGUGAUUGGUGGAAUGCACAUCACCACCUUUGAUCAGAAACGAUACGGCCUGCAGGGCAGCGACUGUCAGUUCACAGCAGUGGAGGAUUUUGUGGACAAGAAGCUCUCUGUGUCCAUCAGCGUGGGUCAGUGUGCAGGAUCUACCGUCUGUCUGAGAGAACUGACUGUCACUGCACUCCACACGACAGUUACAGUUACUGAUGCAGGUUCGGUGAUGGUGAACGGUCAGAGGGAGUCGCUCCCGGUGGUAACAGGAGAUCUGAUGGUCAGAAAAGCCUCUUCUAGUUUUCUGCUGGUCCAGAUGUUUGGUGCUCAGCUGAUGUGGUAUCUGGACGGUCCUCUGCUCCUAAUCACCCUGCAGCCGGGGUUUGCUCAUAAGGUUCGAGGGCUGUGUGGCACUCUGACCUGGAAUCAGCACGAUGAUUUCACCACACCUGAGGGUGACGUGGAGAACAGCGUGCCCUCUUUUGCUGCCAAAUUCAGCACGGGGUCAUGCCCUCUGCCCUCAGCGGUGACCUUUGACCCCUGCGGGACGUACACCCAGCGGAGACAGUAUGCAGACAGCGUGUGUUCUGUGAUUCACAGCGCAGUGUUUCAGGCGUGUCAUGAUGUGGUGGACAGAGAGUCGUACAUGCGUUUGUGUCUCAGUGAAGUGUGCAACUGUGGCUCGCAGAUGUCUUGUCAGUGUACUGUCCUCACUGCCUAUGCCCGCCACUGUGCCCAAGAGGGGGCGCCGAUCAGCUGGAGAAACCGCACGUUCUGCCCGGUGCAGUGUUCAGGCGGUCAGGUGUAUCAGGAAUGCGGGCGUCCGUGUGGAGCUGCCUGUGCUGAUCUGUGGAGGGGCUGGAGCUGUGAGCAGGACGAGGGCAGCAGAGACUGUGUGCCGGGAUGUCAGUGCCCGGAUGGGUUGGCACAGGACAGUGAGGGUCAGUGUGUGCCCAUCGACUUGUGCCCCUGUGUGCACUCAGAAAAACUCCAUCCUGCAGGAAGUACCAUACAGAAGAACUGCAACAGCUGUGUAUGUUCUCGUGGCGUGUGGAGCUGCACGGAUGUGGCGUGUCCUGAUGUCCGUCAGUGUCCAGGCUCUCUCAUCUUCUCUCCUCGCUCGUGUCUGAGGACGUGCUCGAGUCCAAACUCUCCUCUGGAUCACUGCACUGAACCCGUACACGGCUGUGUCUGUCCUGAUGGGACUGUACUGCUGGGCGAUCAGUGUGUAAAGCCGGAUGAGUGUCCAUGCCACCACAAUGGCAAACUUUAUUUCACCAAUGACACAAUUUCCAAAGACUGCAACACAUGUGUUUGCAGAGAGCAGCGUUGGCACUGCGAUCAGUCGUUAUGUGCGGGCAUCUGUGUGGCUACAGGUGACCCUCACUACAUCACCUUUGAUGGCCGUUACUUCUCUUUCCUGGGUGACUGUGAGUAUGUGCUGGCGCAGGAGACGAGCGGACUGUUCAGUGUGAGCGCUGAGAAUGUUCCCUGCGGGAGCACAGGGGUCACCUGCACAAAAUCUGUCACUCUGACUGUGGGCAACACGGCGAUACACCUGCUCAGAGGUAAAUCUGUGAUGGUCAACGGGAUUCCAGUCACUCUUCCAAAGUCAUACUCGGGCAGUGGACUGAUUCUGGAGCGGGUUGGGUUAUUUGUGUCCCUCUCUUCUCGACUUGGGGUCACUCUGCUCUGGGACGGAGGUAUGCGUGUUUACGUGCGAUUGAUGCCUCAUUUGCACGGCCGAGUUGGAGGAUUGUGUGGGAAUUUUGAUGGAGAUGCGGAGAAUGACUUCACCACGAGACAAGGCAUCAUGGAAUCAACUCCAGAACUGUUUGGAAACUCCUGGAAGCUCAGUCCGUCCUGUCCUGAUGUCACAGACCAGGACCUCCGUGACCCCUGCAUUAUCAACCGUCACCGAGUGACAUGGGCGAAGAAGAAAUGUGCCGUGAUCGGUCAGGAGCUCUUCGGUUCGUGUCAUUCUGAGGUGCCGUACCAACAGUACUACGACUGGUGUGUCUUUGAUGCCUGCGGGUGUGACACAGGUGGCGACUGUGAGUGUUUAUGUACAGCGAUCGCUGCGUAUGCCGAAGAGUGUAACCGCAGAGGAGUGUAUGUACGCUGGAGGACUCAAGAACUGUGCCCAUUGCAGUGUGAGAAUGGAUUCGUUUACGAUGCCUGCGGUCCUGCCUGUUCUCCUGCAUGUCCCAGCACUCCCUCCAGCUCUGACAGUCUCUGUAGUGCUCUGUCUUGUGUGGAGGGAUGCUUCUGUCCACACGGCACCGUACCACACGGUAGCAUCUGUAUCUCUGUGUCUCAGUGUCCGUGUGAGUGGGACGGAUCCAUAUUCCCUGCAGGAGCAACUGUCACUCAACACUGUCAGAACUGUUCUUGUUCUGAAGGUAUGUGGCAUUGUGUUGGCUCUCCAUGUCCUCCUCCGUCGCCCUGUUUGGACUCAGAGUUCCGGUGUUCGGGCGGCUCUCUGCGGUGUAUUCCUGCUGUCUGGGUCUGUGAUAAUGAGGAUGACUGCAGUGACGGUUCUGACGAGCGUUGUCCGUCCACCUGUGCCCCGGGUCAGUUCCGUUGCUCCGGUGGAGCCUGCUUACCGCUCAAGCUCCAGUGUAAUGGACACCCUGACUGCGCCGACCAAUCAGAUGAGGACUUUUGUGCCCCAUCCUCACCUGAGCCUGGCUGUCCCGCUGGAGACUUCAGGUGUGCUAACGGACGCUGUCUAGCUGCCAGUAAAGUCUGUGACAGCAGGCUGGAUUGUGGAUUUGCAGAUGAUUCUGAUGAGCACGAUUGUGGUGUAAUGUGCAGACAGGAUGAGUUCCGCUGUGCGUUGGGUCGCUGCGUGCUGUUCCUCCACCGCUGUGAUGGUCACGAUGACUGUGGUGAUUUCAGCGAUGAGAGAGGGUGUGUGUGCGCUCUUGGAGAGUUCCAGUGUCCCGGCGAUCAGUGUGUUCCAGCAGAGAGAGUGUGUGAUGGCCACAGAGACUGUCCUACUGGCAUCGAUGAGGUCAUCUGUCCUGUUAAAGGGUGCAGUCAGUUUGAGUUUGGCUGUACAAGCGGGCAGUGUGUGCCACUAGCAUGGCAUUGUGAUGGUGAGACGGACUGUCUGGACGGGAGCGAUGAGAAACAGUGUUCUCGCAUCUGUCAGCCAGACCAGUUCCUCUGUCAGACUGGAGACCAGUGUAUUCAACACCAACAACUGUGUGACGGGAUGGCACACUGCAGAGACGCUUCAGAUGAGAGCGUUGACAACUGCGGUUCCACUCGGAUUCCUCCCUGUCCCGACAGUUUCUCGUGUGAUAACCGUACAUGUGUGAAUAUUUCACGAGUAUGUAAUGGGAUCGCAGAUUGCCCCAGAGGAGAAGAUGAGAUAUUGUGUGAUAAGCUCAGUCCCUCCGUAGCGCCCCCUAGUGAUGGAAACACCAGUCGAGUUUGUCCAGAGUUCACCUGUGCUGACGGAUCAUGUGUUCCUUUCAAUGCGUUGUGUAAUGGCUUAGCAGACUGUCCAGCUGCGGGCCCCUCAGAUGAGCAGGACUGUGGGGUCUGGGGCACCUGGAGUCCCUGGAGUCCCUGCAGUCGUAGCUGUGGAUCCGGAACCAUGAGUCGACAGAGACGCUGCACCCUACAGGAGACUGAUGGACACUGCAGGGGAGAAGACACACAGAGACAGCAGUGCUACUCUACUGCAUGUCCGGUUGAUGGUUACUGGUUACCGUGGGUGACGUGGUCAAACUGCAGUAAAGAUUGUGGUGGUGUUGAAGUGCAUCUUAGAGAGUGUGUCCCACCUCAGAACGGAGGCAGAACCUGCGCAGAAUUACCCGGAGAAACCGGCCUGACCACUGACAUCAAACCCUGUCCUCAGGAUGACUGUGUUAAUGUCUCAUGUCCCGCGGAUCUCAUCAGACACAGCUGUACGUCGUGCCCUUUGACCUGUGCUCACAUAUCCGGAGCAACAACAUGUGACCGGAACGCAAAGUGUUUCACGGGCUGCUGGUGUGCUGAUGGUCAGGUGAUGAAUCAUGAGAAUAAGUGUGUUCUGCCAGACGAGUGUGUGUGUGAGGUGUCGGGCGUGCGGUACUGGCCCGGUCAACAGGUGAAAGUGGGCUGUGAGAUCUGUGUGUGUGAGAGAGGCAGACCCCAACGCUGUCAGCCCAACCCAGAAUGCUCCGUGCACUGUGGCUGGUCGUCCUGGUCUCCAUGGGGAGAGUGUUUGGGUCCGUGUGGAGUUCAAAGUGUUCAGUGGUCUUUUCGCAGCCCAAACAACCCGUUAAAACACGGCAACGGCCAACAGUGCCGCGGAAUUUACCGCAAGGCCAGACGCUGUCAGACAGAGACAUGCAGAGUGUGUGUAUAUCAGGCACACACACAUGCAGUGGGUGAACGCUGGAAGGGGGGUCCGUGCCAGCUGUGCCAGUGUUUGCCAAACCUCACAGUGCAGUGUGCUCCUUACUGCCCAUACUCUGCCACUGGAUGCCCGCAGGGUCAUACUCUGAUCCCAGGAACUGGAGAUAAGUGUUGCCUUUGUGAAGGUAAAGGUAAUGGUACCUCUGUCUUGGCAACUACACCGGUGACCUUAACUGUUGCACCCUCCACGCCACCAGAGGGCCCUCCUGUGCCAACUUACCCUCUGCCAUCUGGAGAUGAGUGUUGGUCUCCUCUGGGCGUUCAGUCGCUCCCCUCCUCCAGUUUCAGCGCCUCGUCCCAUCAUCCUGGUCACCCUCCGUCAGCGGGACGCCUGCACGCACGAGACCUCCACAGCGACCUGCAGGGCUGGAGCCCAGAACCGGAGCAGUACAGAGAGCUCUCGCCUGGGACUCCUGAGGGACACGGAGACGUCCCACAUGCCCCGUAUCUACAGAUAGACCUGCUCAGACCCUACAACAUCACAGGCGUGUUGACUCAGGGUGGAGGCGUGUUUGACACCUUUGUGUCGAGCUUCUAUCUGCAGUUCAGUAAUGAUGCCAGUCACUGGUACACGUACAAAGAGCUCAUCACAGACGCCAGACCCAAAACCAAGGUGUUUCAGGGUAACAGUGAUGAUCGUGGGGUAGCUCUGACCCGUCUAGAUCGGAUGGUGUCGGCUCGGUUUGUGCGAGUUCUGCCUCACGACUUUCAGAACGGAAUCUAUUUGAGAGUCGAGCUCAUGGGCUGCGUUCACGGUAAAUCGUUUAGUUUCUUCUCUUGACCCUUAAACGCCCUCAUGACCCCACCCUUAAAUGUGGUCCUGGGGCGCCCCUGCAGAGAAUGGGAGUUCCGCUGCGGUAACGGCCGCUGUGUUCCUACUGGCCCUCAGGGGGCGCUGUGUGACGGUGUCAAUGACUGCGGUGAUGGCACAGAUGAACUCAACUGUGGUACUCUGCCGACUCCUACCAAAAGCCCUGUUAGCUGUCCACCAGGCCAGUUCUCUUGCCCUCCUCCAGGGGGCUGUAUACAGGCAGAGCGCCGCUGUGAUGGAGUUCCUCACUGUCCGGAUGGAGCUGAUGAGAGAAGCUGUACACACACACACAUCACACCCACCGCCGCCCCACUCAGGACAUCCAGCAAGAAGCCCGUUACCACACCCAAAGAUGGAGGACCUGGUCAGAAAGGUAUAUGCUCUUCUGCGCUGGGAUUGGAGGAUGGGCAUGUCCAUUAUGGUCAGCUGACCUCGUCCUCAUACAGGGAGAAUAAUCCUGCUGACGCUGGCCGUCUGAACGUUGUGCCCAAUGUUAUGAUCAUGGAGCCGGGGUGGAGCCCAUUGCCUGGAGACACUCAUCCGUACUUCCAGGUGGAUUUCCUGGAGCCCACGUGGAUAUCUGGUGUGGUGACGCAGGGCAGUGAACGCAUGUGGGGUUACCUCACCAAAUACACACUUGCUUUCGCUUUGGUGGAGAAUCAGUUCAUCAACUACAGUGAGACUGCAGACACAGGGUCUGUUCCAAAGAUAUUUGACGUGAGGAUGUUAGGUCGGACGCCGGUCACGCGCUGGUUAAACCGGCUGGUCAGAGCUCGCUAUGUCCGGAUCAUUCCUGUAGAAUUUCGCCACACGUUUUACCUCCGUGUCGAGGUCCUGGGCUGUAGAGGAGAUGAGUUGGUCACACCCACUAGUCCAGCAGUGCCCACAGCGCCCUCUGGUGUACCAAGCUUACAUAACCACACCGGACCAACAGAAAGUCCUGGUCACCAUGACUACACCACUGGAUCGCCGGGACUGCACACCAGAAGUCCUCAGGAUGGCAGCCCUGGUGUGGCUCCAGGGGGUCCAACAGGAGAACCAGGCACGCAUAUACUGACCACGCCCAGAACUGAGGGUGUGGUCACCCCUGGACAGCCGGGGCUGAUGUCACCUACACCCUAUACCAACACAAUGGGACCGUGGGACACGACACCUGAUGAUGGUUUACCCAGAAUACUGUGCGUGGAAGGACAGUUUACCUGCAGGUCAUUCGGUUGUGUUGAAGCAGCGUUUGUGUGUGACGGCCGCGAGGACUGUCCUGACGGCUCGGAUGAGGAUCACUGCGGACCCAUCACACCCACCGGACGCCCCCUGCUGCCUGACUCCUGUUCUGCCAAACAGUUCAGCUGCUGGAGCGGCGAGUGUGUGAGUCUGAAUAAGAGGUGUGAUCUCCGUAGAGACUGUGCUGACGGAUCUGAUGAGAACGACUGCUUCGACUGUAUUCUGUCUGCGUGGAGUUCGUGGAGUCAGUGCAGUGCAUCGUGUGGAUUGGGCUCUCUGUUUCGCCAGAGGAAUAUUCUGAGAGAUGCCCGUCCCGGUGGUUCCUGCGGCGGGGCACAGUUUGACAGUCGGGCAUGUUUCCUGGAGGCGUGUCCAGUGGACGGUCAGUGGUCGGAGUGGAGUGCGUGGUCAGUUUGUGACGUCUCGUGCGGUAGCGGACUGAAGGUGAGGAACAGAACCUGCUCAAACCCGCCACCCAAAAACGCUGGUAGAGACUGUGAGGGUUUGACACGACAGAUACUCACCUGUAACACACAUUCCUGCGGGCCGCAUACAGACACACAGACGGGCUGCACUGGAGGCAUGAUAUUAGUGAAAGAGUCCGACUGUUUGGCUGGAACAAUGGAUCCAUGUCCCGUGACCUGCUCUGACCUUUACUCUGAGAGAAACUGUACCUUAAACUGCACUACAGGAUGUCGUUGUCCUCCUGGUCUCUUCCUGCGAGCUGGCCGUUGUGUCAAUGCCAGUAAAUGUGAGUGUUUAUGGGACGAUUCAAUCCUGCAACCCGGAGAGGAAGUAAACAACAAUAGCUGCAGCACAUGCGUGUGUAAAGAUGGCCGUGUAACAUGUGAUGAAUCCAGAUGUGUCGCUCACUGUUAUUGGUCAGCCUGGUCUUCAUGGACGUCAUGUGACAGCAGCUGUGGGACUGGAAUACAACACCGCUACAGGUCUCCUCUGAGCCCAAUGAGCGUGUCGGGAGUCGUGCCAUGUGAGGGCGACUCUACGGAAGCCCGCCGGUGCUACACGCCCUGUUCAGACAUUCCUGAGGGAGUCGCGUGGAGUGUGUGGUCAGAGUGCAGUAAGACGUGUUUUCUUCAUGUGGACGCUGUUGGACUGCGACAACGCUUCAGGAGCUGUAAUCACACAGACAACAGCACCCCUUGUGGUGGAGACACGGAAGAACAGGAACCUUGCAACACAUUCCACUGCCCGGUUAACGGGGGCUGGUCGUCCUGGUCGAGUUGGUCUAAUUGUUCAUCUGAUUGUGACUCUGGAGUACAGACGAGAGGGCGUUACUGCAGCUCUCCUGCACCGCUGUAUGGAGGGCUCAGCUGUCCCGGGCCUCAUAUACAGACACGAGACUGUAAUGUCCAGCCUUGCUUGGGUGUGUGUCCAGAGGGCAUGAGCUUCCUGUCUAAUCAGCAGUGUCGGGCUAACGGUGGCGCAUGCCCGCGUGUGUGUCUAGAUGCCAUGGCAGACGUUGAGUGUGCUACAGAGUGUUACGAUGGCUGUUACUGUUCACCUGGUCAUUAUAUCUUCAAUAACACAUGUGUGCCUCUGGACCGCUGCCCAUGUUACCAUAAGGGGGCGCUGUAUAUGCAGGGAGACAGUGUGCCCUACGACCUCUGUAACAACUGCACUUGUAUUAACGGAGAGAUGACGUGUGGAACAGCGCCCUGCUCUGUGGAUUGUGGGUGGAGUGAAUGGACAGCCUGGAGCACGUGCAGUAGGACAUGUGAUGUGGGAAUCAGGCGGCGCUAUCGCUCAGGAACCAAUCCAGCGCCAGCUUUUGGUGGGCGCGCCUGCAAGGGCGACCGCCUGGAACUGGACACAUGUAGCAUUAAACCCUGUUUCGGAAUGAAGGAGCCGUGGAGUCAGUGGUCCAAGUGUUCAGUUCCCUGUGGAGGUGGAUACAGGAACAGAACCAGAGGACCAAUCAGAAUACACGGAACCCCACAGCAGUUCAGCGCCUGUAACCUUCAGCCCUGCGGAAAUGGAAGCUCUUGUUCCGACGGUCAGGAGUGGAGCACGUGUGUGAGAGACAAGCUGUUGUGUUCUGAUUUUGGGAUUGAUUACCAGAGCGAUGCCAACUGCCACCCUGGGUGCCAAUGCCCUGAGGGGUCAGCCCUACAGGAUGGCGAGUGUGCUCCUCUGCCACACUGCCGCUGUCACGUAGAAGGGGAACAACACAAACCCGGAACCACCGUCACCAAAGACUGCAACAACUGUACAUGUGAAUCAGGGAAACUCGUCAACUGCACGAGUGUCGAAUGCAACGUGGAUGGUGGCUGGUCAUCGUGGACGCCGUGGAGCGUUUGCUCUGUGUCGUGUGAUGCUGGUCUGCAGUCUCGCUAUCGGUUCUGCUCAAACCCGGAGCGCUCAGGGAAUGGACUCCCAUGUCUCGGGCCCGAUCGAGAGGACAGGGUCUGUGCUUCAACGUCAUGUAGCAGGGAUGGAGGCUGGAGUGAAUGGACUUCCUGGACCGGCUGUACCAAGUCAUGUGGCGGGGGUGUUCAGAGCCGCAGGAGGGAGUGUGAUCGGCCUGUUAAAGGGGGAGAUGGAGAUUACUGUGAAGGACUGGCGACUGAACUCAUCGCCUGUAACACACACCACUGUCCAGUGUCUCCAUGUUCACAUGUUCCCGGAAGCGUGUUUAGUACCUGUGGACCUUCAUGUCCAAGAUCAUGUGAUGACCUGACUCAUUGUGAGUGGCGCUGUGAGCCGGGCUGUUACUGCACUGAUGGUAAAGUUCUGAGUUCAAAAGGGUCAGAGUGUGUGGAGAAAGAGACCUGUCCAUGUCUGGACCUCAACACGGGACUGCGGAUCAAACACGGAGAGAUCAUACCCACCCCAGACGGCUGCAAUAACUGCACGUGUGAGGCAGGAAAACUGAGCUGCAGUGAAAAACCGUGUCCAGUGGAUGGCGGCUGGUGUGAGUGGUCUCAUUGGACUCCUUGUUCUAAGACCUGUGGUGCAGAAUCAGUGACUCGGUACCGCAGCUGUGCCUGUCCUGAACCCAGAUCAGGAGGAGCGGCCUGCCAAGACCAGCAGGAGACACACAGCGGUCUGGGAGUACAAAUCCAGAGACAACCAUGUUCAUCUGUCACCUUCUGUCCUGUUCACGGCUCAUGGAGCUCCUGGAGUUCGUGGUCUGAGUGUGACGUCUGUGCAGGUGUGUCAGUCAGACACAGACAGUGUAACAGUCCUCCUGUGCGGUUCGGCGGUCUGCCCUGCCACGGAGAGAGUCGACAGAGCCGCGGCUGCCAUGACAACAUCACCGAGUGUACAGACUGUGGUGGCGGUCAGGAGGAGUGGCCUUGCGGUAAGCCCUGUCCUCGCUCCUGCUCUGACCUCCAUGGAGACACCGAGUGUGUGGACACGCCAGCAUGCAGCCCGACCUGCGGUUGUCCCGGAGACAUGCUGCUGCAGGACGGAGUGUGUGUGGAGAGGGAAAUGUGUCGCUGUAAAUUCCACAACAGCAGCACAGCUGGACUAGAAACGGGCAAUGUUUCCUGGGCAUGGCCCAGCGCAUCACACUGGCAACAUGCAAAUCCAGGAGAGGCCGUCGUCACAGACUGUCAUAACUGCACCUGUGAAGCCGGUGUCCUGCAGUGUGACUCUGUUCCUGGUUGCUAUGUUGAUGGUGGGUGGGGCCAAUGGGCUCCCUGGUCAGAGUGCUCCACCCCAUGUGGAGGCGGGGUUAAAAUGCGGACACGUCAGUGUGAUAACCCCGCCCCUCAGGGUGGUGGCAGAAUGUGCACGGGCUCCGGCGAACAGCACAAAGUGUGCAACACUCACAACUGUACAGAUUCUGGUCCGUGGUUCGACUGGUCAGCAUGGUCUGUGUGCUCCGUCAGCUGUGGUGGAGGGUCUCAAAGCCGCAGUCGCACCUGUCGAAUGCCACCCUGCUCGGGCAUGAAACGACAGAGCAAGACCUGUAACACACAGGUGUGCCUGGAGGUGGGCUGUCCUCCCGGGCGUCUCUACAGAGAGUGUGACGGGGGUGACGGGUGUCCGUUCAGCUGUGCUCAGGUCAGAGGUCAUGAGGGCUGCUAUUCGGAGGGAUGUGAAGAGGGCUGUCACUGUCCCCACAACACCUACCAGCACAACAGCACCUGCGUUCAUCAAUGUCCAUGUCUGGUGGACGGUGAGUUCCUGGCCUCUUUGCAAAGUGUGUCAGCGACCCCUAAUCUGACCCCUGACCUCCAGAAUAUCACACUCGGAGCAGAGCUGAUGUCUGGAGAGGAACUCAUGCAUGAAUGCAGCUCGUGCUCCUGUGAGCACGGCUUGUGGAACUGUUCUCUGGUUCCGUGUCCCCGUGAUGGGGGUCUGUCUCCUUGGGGCCCCUGGGGCUCCUGCUCAUUCAGCUGUGGAGGUCUCGGCCAGAGGAGCCGCAGUAGAAGCUGUAAUCAGCCCAGUCCUGCUCACGGGGGCCGAGACUGUCAGGGGCCCCUACUGGACACCGCCUUCUGCCAGACCCCGGACUGCCCAGUGGUAACCAUACCAACCGAGGAACCAGCUGUGCCGGAUGAUGAUGUGGGGUUCUCUCAGUGGACAGUGUGGUCUCUCUGCUCUAGAACCUGCAGUGAUUCGGGUUCUCCAGCUCUGAAGUUCCGUACGAGAGAGUGUGUCCAUGAGCGCUGCUCUGGAGAGAGCCGACAGGAGAGAGUGUGUAAUCUGCCACAGUGUCCCGAUGGUGGCUUGUGUCAGGACCCUGAAUGUGCCGACAGGAACUGCUCCUGGAUGAGGUGGGGCGAGUGGAGUCCUUGCUCUCGCUCCUGUGGGGUCGGUCAACAGCAGCGCAUCCGGACCUUUCUUGCACCGGGCGUCAAUGGGACCUGGUGUCAGGACAUCCUGGGCGGCAACGUGGAAAAUCGCUUCUGUAAUAUUCAAGCGUGCCGUGUGAAUGGAGGCUGGUCUCGCUGGAGCCAGUGGUCUCGCUGUGAUAAAUCCUGUGGGGGUGGACGCUCCAUCAGAACCCGGUCCUGUUCUAGUCCUCCACCCAAGAACGGAGGCCGCAAGUGUACCGGAGAAAAGAACCAGGUCAAACCGUGCAACACCAAACCAUGCGGUGAUCACGGGUGCCCGCCAGGGCUGGAGUUUGUGUCUUGUGCCAAUGAGUGCCCACAACACUGCUCUGACCUACAGCAGGGCAUUCAGUGCCAACGCAACACAGAAUGCCAACCGGGCUGCCGCUGCCCACAUGGUCAGUUACAGCAGGAAGGUAUGUGUGUUCAGUUGUGGCAGUGUGACUGUCUGGAUGCUCUGGGUCAGAGUUGGGCCGCAGGCAGCAUGCACCAGGUCGACUGCAACAACUGCAGCUGCACGGAUGGUGCGCUCACCUGCACCAAUCACACCUGCGCAACAGACAGCACCUGCAGCUGGAGCACCUGGUCCACCUGGGCCGCCUGCAGCAGCACCUGUGGGCCGGGACGAAGAACACGAUUCAGAUCACUGGUUCCAGAAAGUUCUGGUGCUAACUGCCAAUUUGAGGAAGUCCAGCACAAACCAUGUGACCCAGGGACGUGUCCCCCGAUGUGUGUCCACGACAAACAGGAGCUGUCCAUCGGAGACACAUGGUUAGAAGGGGAGUGUAAACAAUGUACCUGCAUCCCUGAAGGAGAUUAUUGCCAAGAUAUAGACUGUCGAGUGGACGGUGGAUGGACGCCGUGGUCUGUGUGGUCCGAUUGUUCCGUGUCGUGCGGGAAGGGCAAACAGAUUCGAACCCGAGCCUGUAUCAACCCUCCACCGCGAAACAACGGCACAGACUGCACAGGACCUGAGAGAGACACCCAGGACUGUCACACUGCACUUUGUCUUGAUGAUCUGUGUCCCUGGUCCCGGUGGUCGUCAUGUUCUCGUAGCUGUGGUGCUGGCGUGAGCUCCAGACGUCGACAGUGUGUGUGUGAGGAAGAGGGAGAUCUCACGUGUCCUCCAGAGAACGAGAGAGACGCAGAGGAGACACAGUUGUGCUAUAAGAGACCCUGUCCGGCCUGUCCGAUGUCUGAAUGGAGUGAGUGGAGUGUGUGUUCAUGCGUCUCACAGUAUCAGCAGCGGUAUCGUGCGCCGCUCAUGUCCAUCAUGAGAGGGCAGCGCUGCACUGAAAUUGACAAGCAGAAUCGACCCUGCAAACCCGAAAACUGCCAAGACUGCGAGAAGCCUUUUGAAUACGAUGAGUGCGGCUCUCCGUGCGGGAAACACUGCGAUCUGAUUGGUCAAACUGACACCUGUGUGGUCCACCACAACUGCACACCUGGCUGCUUCUGUCCCGAGGGUCUCUUGCAGCAGAAUGGAUCAUGUGUGCGUCCGGAUCAGUGUGGAUGUGUCCACCUCCUUCAAGAGUUGUCAGACAAACCUGUACCGGUCACUGUCCCGCAGGGGGCGCUGGUGACCAAGGGCUGCAGUACAUGUCUUUGUCAUGACGGCUCUCUGCAGUGUGAGUUACAAGAAUGUGAAGUGGUGGUCAGCGAGUGGUCAGAGUGGACGUCCUGCUCUCCGUGUGUCCCGUCAUCCUCGUCUCUCUCCAGCGGGAACGCUUCUGGUCUUGUGUCCGUACAGCGGCGUUUCCGGGCGUGCUUGAAUGUGGACUCCGGGCUGCCAAUCAGAGGGCGAGAGGGCGAGUGUUCUGAAGAGCUGGAGGAAGAGAGGAUCUGCCCGCAGCCUGACAUCUGCACCGAUCUGUGUCACUGGAGCACGUGGAGUGUUUGGAGUGUCUGUAAAGACCCAUGCAGCGGAGGAUACCGCCAGCGUGAGCGACGACCUCUGACCUCCGAUCCUGGACCCCACUGCAGGAAUCUGCAGACACAGUCUCAGAGCUGCAACACUGGCCUCUGUCCUGGUGAGCAUUGUGAGGACAGGGGGCGGGUCUAUGAUGGCUUGUGUGCCAAUCAGUGUCCCCGCAGCUGUGCAGACCUCUGGGAGCAUGUGCAGUGUCUACAGAGCACCUGUCAUCCAGGGUGUCAAUGUCCACAAGGCCAGCUGUUACAGGACGGAGUGUGUGUGGGAGUGAAUGAAUGUCACUGUGGAGUUCCGGUGGAGAACGGAACGCUGGAGAUCAAACCCGGAGAGAACAUCACCGUCAGCUGCAACACCUGUGUGUGUGUGAACGGAUCUCUGGAGUGUACGGAACGGACGUGUCCUGUCUACGGUCCAUGGGGAUCGUGGAGUGACUGUUCGGUGUCGUGUGGGACGGGUCAAAGGAUGCGCAGUCGACCGUGCACACGCACAACAGGAGGACCGACCUGUGUCGAUAUGGUCCAGAAACAAACCUGCUCUCUGUCAUCCUGUCCAGCUGGUUGUGUUUUGAGUGAGUGGUCAUCUUGGAGUGACUGCAGCGCCUCCUGUGGUGGAGGAGUGUCACUGCGCAGAAAGACAGUCCUACAGGAGCCAGAGCCUGGGGCCCCGACCUGCCCUGGACCCCUCGAACAACACACCGCGUGCAAUACUAACAGCUGCCUGCCCGAUUGUCCUCCUGGUCAGGUGUUCAGUACCUGUGCAGGUUCGUGUCCGUACAGUUGUGAGGAUCUGUGGCCUGAAAAUCAGUGUGUGCCGGUGACCUGCAGUCCUGGAUGUAGCUGCCCGUCCGAUGCUGUUCUGCUCAACGGAACCUGUGUUUCCCAGUCCGAAUGUCCCUGUUCUGCUCUUUUGCUCCUGCCGGCGUUCUCCAACAUCACCCUGGACGUCCCGGAAAACGAAGUUCCCCCUGGAACUGUCAUACCAUACAUGUGCAACUUGUGUGUUUGUGAAGGUGGGCUCUUUACCUGCACUAAUGAGUCAUGCAAUGUGGACUGUGAGUGGAGUAGCUGGUCUGUGUGGAGCUCGUGUUCAGCAUCGUGUGGAUCUGGUCAGCAGUUCUCGAGUCGGAUGGUUCAGCGUCAGCGUCAGUACGGAGGGCAGGAGUGUGACGGGCCUUCACACAGAAACAGAGUCUGCCGGGGCCCCGACUGUGAGUGUCGAGAGGGUGAGCGUUGGUUCUGGAGUGUGUCGGGAUCACAGCGUGUUUGUGAGCGCGGAUGUAUGGACUUAUACAACCCUGAACCGCUCAACUGCACGGGAUCCGGGGCCACGGAGGGGUGUGUCUGUGACGAGGGACGAUACAGAGACCUGCAGGGCCAGUGUGUGAUUCCAGCUCUCUGUCAGUGUGAAGACGAGGACGGGACGAUUCGAGAGGCGGGAUCUGAGUGGGUGGACGGUUGUCAGACUUGUCGUUGUGUCAAUGGCCAGAAACUCUGUCAAUCAAACUGUCCUCCACUUCAUUGUUCUGAGGGUGAAGUGAAGGUUCUGGAAGCAGGCGACUGCUGCCCUGUGUGCCGGAGACAGUAUCCAGAGGAUCCCGUUGCCGAGUGCCGUCGUUACACUGAGGUCAGGAACAUCACCAAAGGCGACUGUCGCCUCGACAACGUGGAGGUCAGCUUUUGCAGAGGGCGCUGUUUAUCCAGAACUGAUGUCAUUCUUGAGGAGCCUUACCUGCAGGCGUUUUGCGACUGUUGCAGUUACAGGCUCGACCCGCAGAAUCCCGUACGCUUCCUCAGCCUGCAGUGUGCCAGCGGAGACAUCGAGCCUGUCGUUCUGCCUGUCAUUCACAGCUGUGAAUGUACCAGCUGCCAGGGGGGAGACCUGUCGAGACGUUGAAUGGCCACUGAUGAAUGGACCGAGCGUUUGGAGAGAAAAUGCGUCGUCAUCUUGUUCGUUCAGUGUUCUUUAUGUAGCUUGUCAUUAUAUGACUGAAUCUUUUCUAUUUGAUAUUUUCUAAAGCUCUACGAGAUCUGUACAGCCUUUAAAUUAUGUUAAGAUUUAUGACUUUUCUCAGUCUUUAUUAUUUUGUUAACCCUGUUGUAUUUUACUGGAAUAUUCUUUAUUUUACUAACUCUCUUGACUAUAAAGAAAUGAAUUAGU